UGUUCUUUUUAGUUCUGUGUGCUUCUAAUUUAAGCCAUCAUCCACCACUAUCAACAACGUUACUGCAGCAAUGCUUCACUGGUCUUCUCUGCGUUUUAAAAUGCAUCAAUUUAUUCUGCAAGACUAGAGGAUAUAAUAUCUAUAGCUAAAUGGAGAUUACUCGUGCCAGACCAUCGCUGUUUGGAGAUAUAGCUCAUGGCCUGGGGUUCUGGACAGACCGUUCGGCGGUACACGAGGCAGCAGCCCAGGGAAAGGCUCUUCAGCUACAGAAGCUGAUCCAGGGAGGUGCAGCAGUUAACAUAGUGGCUGUGGACUCCAUAACCCCCCUCCACGAGGCCUGCAUACAGGGACAAACACAGUGUGUCCGGUUGCUGCUGGACGCUGGUGCUCACGUGGAUGCGCGGAACAUUGACGGCAGUACCCCGCUGUGCGACGCCUGCGCUGCGGGCAGCCUGGAGUGUGUGAAACUACUCAUACAACAUGGGGCUACGGUCAACCCUCCACUGUUCACCUUCUCACCCCUCCACGAGGCCUGCAUGGGGGGUAACUCUGACUGCGUUCAGCUCAUGAUAGACGUGGGAGCUCUGAUGGAGGCCCAUGACUGCCACUUCGGGACACCGUUACAUGUAGCGUGUGCCAGACAACACUUUGACUGCGCCAAGGUCCUCCUCAAUGCAGGGGCGAACGUGAACGCUGCCAAGCUCCACGAGACGGCGCUCCAUCACGCAGCCAAAGUAAAGAACGUGGAUCUGAUCGAGCUGCUGAUUGAGUUUGGUGGGAACAUAUAUGCCAGGGACAACCUGGGCAAAAAGCCCAUCAACUACACAAGUCAAGGUUCUCCCACCAAUAUCUGCCUAGUGUUCUAUGAAAAUACUCCCCUCAGUCUACAACAGAUCAGCAGGAUAGCUCUGAGAACAGCACUGGGCAGAAGAGCCCUGGACGACGUGUCCAAACUGGGCUUGCCCAAUCGCAUCACCUGCUACCUCUCAUAUCAGCCACCCCCAGAUCUGGACUUGGACUUUGACUACUUCUAACAAGUCCAAUCCUACUUCUAACAAGCCCCAUCCUACUUCUAACAAGCCCCAUCCUACUUCUAACAAGCCCCAUCCUUACUUCUAACAAGCCCCAUCCUUACUUCUAACAAGCCCCAUCCUACUUCUAACAAGCCCCAUCCUACUUCUAACAAGCCCCAUCCUACUUCUAACAAGCCCCAUCAUACUUCUAACAAGCCCCAUCCUUUUUACGAGUCUGUUUUGUCUUGUGCCGAACGAUUCCACCACAUAGGAAUAAGCCUGGUCCCAGGUCUGUUUGUGUUCUUGUCAAUGCCAACUCAUUGUAAUGCUGACAUUUUUCAACCAAUUAGCAUAACAAUGGCUGAUUGCACAAACAGACUGGCCCUCAGACUAGAUGGGAAUGAAGAUGCAGGGUAGCCUGGUUCCAGAUCUGUUUGCGCGUUCUUGCCAACUCCUAUUGUCAUUGUCAGGCUAAAAACACAUUGACAACGACUAUAGGAGUUGUUUAUACAAUUACAAACAGAUCUGGGACCAGGCUAGAAGCAAGAGAGCCCAAACUCAUUUGUCUGAGUUAAGGUUUCAGUUAAACUACAAUGAAAAGUAGGGAUAUGAAUGUAAGCUUACUGAUGUGACAGGUGUCAGCUAGCUAUGCUCGAAAGACUGAGGGCGAUACUCAAAUCUGUAUCGCCGAAGGGUUAUAUUUCUAUCCAGCUGUAAAGGUCAUUUCUGAUUGAGCCGAGAUAUCUUAAAUGCAGUCUCUACGAUACGGAUUGAAUCUAGGCCUAAGCGUUCCCACUAAGCAUAGUCUCAUGCUUGUACCCAGAUCUAUUUGUCCUGCCUUAUGUUUGGGAUGUUGUGCCUUGCCAACUGCAAGACGGCACAAACUGAUCUGGGACCAGGCUAGUCUGUCCAACCUUUCUGAAUUCUUAAAUCUUUUAGCUAAGCUUUUAGGAUUGUGUAAUUAUGUGUACAUAUCAAACAUGUAUGUUUAUUUUGAAUAAUGUGUAUAUAAACUAUGUAAAUAAUACAAAUUAUUUGAUUUAUGUAAAUUCCAUGAAUACUGUAUAUGUCUAUUUUGAGUUUAUAAGUGUUGCAUUUUGUCUUCUUCUGUAUGGUUGGAGUGUUAGAAAGGAGGGUGUUGUCGCAGGGGUCAAGUGCACACCCCUUGAAAUGAAUUUUGUUAUCAUAUUAAUUGAUUGUAUUGUUCUUAAUACUUUUUACUCUUCCAUUGUUGCUUUACUGAAAAUAAAUGAUGUACAGUACCAGUCAAAAGUUUGGACACACCUACUCAU
Molecule: messenger RNA, 2305 nt
Organism: Oncorhynchus mykiss (rainbow trout)
Lineage: Eukaryota; Metazoa; Chordata; Actinopteri; Salmoniformes; Salmonidae
Gene: asb13b
Product: ankyrin repeat and SOCS box containing 13b
Biological process (GO): protein ubiquitination; positive regulation of protein catabolic process
Molecular function (GO): protein binding
Source: RefSeq, a predicted model, not a curated record